Molecule: messenger RNA, 4008 nt
Organism: Phodopus roborovskii (desert hamster)
Lineage: Eukaryota; Metazoa; Chordata; Mammalia; Rodentia; Cricetidae
Gene: Bmpr2
Product: bone morphogenetic protein receptor type 2
Exons: 13
Coding region: 523-3633 (1036 amino acids)
Biological process (GO): BMP signaling pathway; protein phosphorylation; cellular response to growth factor stimulus
Cellular component (GO): plasma membrane; signaling receptor complex
Molecular function (GO): ATP binding; transforming growth factor beta receptor activity
Source: RefSeq, a predicted model, not a curated record
UGCUGUCCUCCGGUUCGGGAGCGAUGCGACCCGGGCGGCCGGGUGCCGCUGCCUGCCCCGCUUCGCCCUCCCCGGCGGUCGGGAACUUGUUCUGAUCCUCAGUGCCCCCGUCGAGUCACCGCCCUCUAUUCCCACCCCACCCCCGGCGCUCUGGAUAUGUUUUCUCCCAGAUCUGGGUAUUUUUUUGAUAUCGUGAAACUACGAGGGAAAUAAUUGCAGGGAUUUCUUCUGGGCUCCCUGCUUCCCCACGGACAUGCCUUCAGUCUGGGGAGCCAAGGCACCCCGUCCUAGGCGAAUGAAGCCCCCCAGCCACGAGGGAGCGAAAUGAAGGGAAAUUCUGCAGUGGAAUGAGAGCUCUACAGCUAGGUCCUCGCAUCUGCCAUUUGUCCUUUCAAACUGCAUUGUAAUCCGGGCAGGAUAAAUCAGACGAAGAGACGAGCAGCCUCCUGGCCGGAUUUCUCCGCCCGCAUUUACUUUCCAGAUUUCUUUUCUUUGCUCUCCUGCUUCUUGGCUGGCCCAGGGAUGACUUCCUCUCUGCAGCAACCCUGUCGGGUGCCCUGGCUACUAUGGGCCGUCCUGCUGGUCAGCACUACGGCUGCUUCCCAGAAUCAAGAACGGCUGUGUGCAUUUAAAGAUCCCUAUCAACAAGACCUUGGGAUAGGUGAGAGUAGAAUCUCUCAUGAAAAUGGAACAAUAUUAUGCUCCAAAGGUAGCACAUGUUAUGGUCUAUGGGAGAAAUCAAAAGGGGACAUCAAUCUUGUGAAACAAGGAUGUUGGUCUCACAUUGGUGAUCCCCAAGAGUGUCACUAUGAAGAAUGUGUAGUAACUACCACCCCACCUUCAAUUCAGAAUGGAACAUACCGUUUUUGCUGCUGUAGUACAGAUUUAUGUAAUGUCAACUUUACUGAGAAUUUUCCACCUCCUGAUACAACACCACUCAGUCCACCUCAUUCAUUUAAUCGAGAUGAGACAAUAAUCAUUGCUUUGGCAUCAGUCUCUGUAUUAGCUGUUUUGAUAGUCGCCUUAUGUUUUGGAUACAGGAUGUUGACAGGAGAUCGAAAACAAGGUCUUCACAGUAUGAACAUGAUGGAAGCAGCAGCAUCAGAGCCUUCUCUGGACUUGGAUAAUCUGAAGCUGCUGGAGCUGAUUGGACGGGGUCGAUAUGGAGCAGUAUAUAAAGGUUCCUUGGAUGAGCGUCCAGUUGCUGUAAAAGUAUUUUCUUUUGCCAACCGUCAGAAUUUUAUAAAUGAAAAAAACAUUUACAGAGUGCCUUUGAUGGAACAUGACAACAUUGCUCGCUUUAUAGUUGGAGAUGAGAGACUCACAGCAGAUGGACGCAUGGAGUAUUUGCUUGUGAUGGAAUAUUAUCCCAAUGGAUCUCUAUGCAAAUAUUUGAGCCUCCAUACAAGUGAUUGGGUAAGCUCUUGCCGUCUGGCUCAUUCUGUGACUAGAGGAUUGGCUUAUCUUCACACAGAAUUACCACGAGGAGAUCAUUAUAAACCUGCAAUUUCCCAUCGAGAUUUAAACAGCAGAAAUGUCCUGGUAAAAAAUGAUGGCACAUGUGUUAUUAGUGACUUUGGUUUGUCCAUGAGGCUAACUGGAAAUAGACUGGUGCGCCCUGGGGAAGAAGAUAAUGCGGCUAUAAGUGAGGUUGGCACAAUUCGCUACAUGGCACCAGAAGUGCUAGAAGGAGCUGUGAACCUGAGGGACUGUGAGUCAGCUCUGAAGCAAGUAGACAUGUAUGCACUUGGACUCAUCUACUGGGAGGUGUUCAUGAGAUGUACAGAUCUCUUCCCGGGUGAAUCUGUACCAGAAUACCAGAUGGCUUUUCAGACAGAAGUUGGCAACCAUCCCACUUUUGAGGAUAUGCAGGUUCUUGUAUCUAGAGAAAAGCAGAGACCCAAGUUCCCAGAAGCCUGGAAAGAAAAUAGCCUGGCAGUGAGAUCACUCAAGGAAACAAUCGAAGACUGUUGGGAUCAGGAUGCAGAGGCUCGGCUCACUGCACAGUGUGCUGAGGAGAGAAUGGCUGAACUUAUGAUGAUAUGGGAAAGAAACAAGUCUGUGAGCCCAACAGUCAACCCAAUGUCUACUGCCAUGCAGAAUGAACGCAACCUAUCACAUAAUAGGCGUGUGCCAAAAAUUGGGCCUUAUCCUGAUUAUUCUUCUUCUUCGUAUAUUGAAGACUCCAUACACCACACUGACAGCAUUGUGAAGAAUAUUUCCUCUGAGCAUUCAAUGUCCAGCACACCUUUGACUAUAGGAGAAAAGAACCGAAAUUCAAUUAAUUAUGAACGACAGCAAGCACAAGCUCGAAUCCCCAGCCCUGAAACAAGUGUCACCAGCCUAUCCACAAACACAACCACCACUAACACCACUGGCCUCACUCCAAGUACCGGCAUGACCACUAUAUCUGAGAUGCCGUACCCAGAUGAAACAAAUUUACAUGCCACAAAUGUUGCACAGUCAAUGGGGCCAACCCCUGUCUGCUUACAGCUGACAGAAGAAGACUUGGAGACCAAUAAGCUAGACCCAAAAGAAGUUGAUAAGAACCUCAAGGAGAGCUCUGACGAGAACCUCAUGGAGCAUUCUCUCAAGCAGUUCAGUGGGCCAGACCCAUUGAGCAGUACCAGUUCCAGCUUGCUUUAUCCACUCAUAAAGCUUGCAGUGGAAGUGACUGGACAGCAGGACUUCACACAGGCUGCAAAUGGCCAAGCAUGUUUAAUUCCUGAUGUUCCACCUGCCCAAAUCUAUCCUCUCCCUAAGCAGCAGAACCUUCCUAAGAGACCUACUAGUUUGCCUUUGAACACCAAAAAUUCAACAAAAGAACCCCGGCUAAAAUUUGGCAACAAGCACAAAUCAAACUUGAAGCAAGUAGAAACUGGAGUUGCCAAGAUGAAUACAAUCAAUGCAGCAGAACCUCAUGUGGUGACAGUAACUAUGAAUGGUGUGGCAGGUAGAAGCCACAGUGUUAAUUCCCAUGCUGCCACAACCCAGUAUGCCAAUGGGGCAGUGCCAUCUGGCCAGGCAGCCAACAUAGUGGCACAUAGGGCUCAAGAAAUGCUGCAGAACCAAUUUAUUGGUGAGGAUACCCGUCUGAAUAUUAAUUCCAGCCCUGAUGAGCAUGAACCUUUACUGAGACGAGAGCAACAAGCUGGCCAUGACGAAGGGGUUCUGGAUCGUUUGGUAGACAGGAGAGAACGGCCACUAGAAGGUGGCCGAACUAAUUCCAAUAACAACAACAGCAAUCCAUGUUCAGAACAAGAUGUACUUACACAGGGUGUUACAAGCACAGUUGCAGAUCCUGGGCCAACAAAGCCCAGAAGAGCACAGAGACCCAAUUCUCUGGAUCUUUCAGCCACAAAUAUCUUGGAUGGCAGCAGUAUACAGAGUGAGUCAACACAAGAUGGAAAAUCGGGAUCAGGUGAAAAGAUCAAGAGACGUGUGAAAACUCCAUAUUCUCUUAAGCGGUGGCGCCCCUCCACCUGGGUCAUCUCUACUGAACCACUGGACUGUGAGGUCAACAAUGGCAGGGACAGAGCAGUUCAUUCUAAGUCUAGCACUGCUGUGUACCUUGCAGAAGGAGGCACUGCCACAACCAUGGUGUCUAAAGAUAUAGGGAUGAAUUGUCUGUGAGAUGUUUUCAAGCCUAUGGAGUGAAAUUAUUUUUUUGCAUCAUUUAAACAUGCAGAAGACAUUAAAAAAAAAACUGCUUUAACCUCCUGUCAGCACCCCUUCCCACCCCUGCAACAAGGACUUGCUUUAAAUAGAUUUCAGCUAUGCAGAAAAUUUUAGCUUAUGCUUCCAUAUUUUUUAAUUUUGUUUUUUAAGUUUUGCACUUUUGUUUAGUCUUGCUAAAGUUAUAUUUGUCUGUUAUGACCACAUUAUAUGUGUGCGUAUCAAAAGUGGUCUCAAAAUAUUUUUUUAAGAAAAAAAUCAAAAACAAUGUAUUGCUGAUAAUCAGUUUGGACCAUUUUCUAAAGGUCAUUAAAACAGAAGCAAAUUAAGGCA